Colias croceus (clouded yellow) is the source of this 1741-nucleotide messenger RNA. RefSeq lists its product as uncharacterized. The coding region runs from base 119 to 1321 and encodes 400 amino acids. NCBI's taxonomy places the organism in Eukaryota, Metazoa, Arthropoda, Insecta, Lepidoptera, Pieridae. The record is from RefSeq and is a predicted model, not a curated record. The transcript has a single exon.
AUUUUGAAAGCAGAGCCGUGAAUCGUGAUGCAGAGCUUACUUCAGUUCAUUGCGCGCGAGUGACAGUGUUGAACGUGUGAAUAGUUUUGUUUUGAAGAAAAUAUAAAUUUUAGAAAAUAUGCAGCGGUAUUUUUAUGGAUUGCUCUUUGCAAUCCUUCUGCUAUCUAUAACUGGUCCGUUAGAAGCUAAACGAACUUUCGGUGGUGGAAGACACAGUUAUCCUAAAUCUGGUGGCCUCUCGGGUAGUGGGGGCAGUCAUUCGUAUCCACAAUCAGGCGGAUUGUCUGGUGGGGGUCAUGGUUAUCCUUCGUCUGGCGGAGCUCAUGGAUAUCCGUCUGGUGGACUGUCUGGAGGAGGACACGGUUAUCCUUCCUCAGGGGGUAGUCAUGGUUAUCCAUCGUCCGGUGGCAGCCAUACAUAUCCAUCAUCCGGCGGAUCUCAUGGAUAUCCACCCGGAAAAGGACUUUCGGGCAAUUCCCCAAGUACGGGUGCGGGUCAUACAACUAAUGUACACUAUCAUUACAAUUAUAAUCCUCCACAACAAAUAAGAUACACUCCAGUUCACGGUGGUGCACCUAUGAGCUAUCCCGUCUAUCGUGGAUCGCCCCCAAAUUACGUGUACCAAUACAAAGACUCCGGCAGUAAAUACGGUACGCUGCUGGCUGGGCUUGCGCUGCUCAACCUUGGAACACUUGCCGCUGGAACUUAUGCUCUAAGUAAAAGUCAUUCUUCAAACAAUUAUACGCCCCGGCCUGGCGAGGUUUGCAAAUUCGGUGUUAGAAAAGACAACGGCGAUUACGAAGAAACCAAAAUAGACUGCAACUUGAUAACUAGUUUUAUAUUCGAAGAGGAAGCUAAGACCCAAAGCGCCCCCGCAGGCACAAACACGACAGUAAUUACAACGGUGACCAAUGUAACAACCGUGAAUGGUCCAGCAACAGACUCUCCGCCACCAGCUCCGAAACAAUUGUAUGAAAUGUUGCCCAAUGGUACGUUAGUUCCUGUAAAUGUGACUAACGAAGCUUCAGCAAAUACUACGAGUAAUGAAUCGAAUAACACAAUGACGUCAUCAGUGACGAUCACUACAACGAAUACGACAGUCACUAAUGCACUCGAUGUGAAGGGAAAGCCCGUUGAAGUCACGCCGGGAAUGCAGUGCUAUGUGAUACGACACAGCCCAACAUCGAAUAUGAAGCGAUCUGUACCUUGUAAACUUUUGCAAACAUAUGCCGACCAAUCGCUAAAGAAGAACUCGGCGUCUAAAAAUAUGCCAGCUUUAACAAUAUUGACUGUAAUUGUAGGAAUGUUAGUGUUUCAUUAGAUCGUAAUAAAGACCAAAUUUCUAAGGGGUCUUAUGAUAAACCGUAAGAGUAACAUCCAAAUUGUCGUAUGUUUAAACUUUAAAUUAAAACACGAUUGUAUUGAAUAUUAGCUAAUUUACAAACUUGAAUGGUAGGUAGCUAUUUGUAAAAUCAGGUCCGUCCGCAAAAAGUGCGAUAGCUACAAAAGAAAAGGAAACACUAUGCAUAGCUUGUAAACAAAUUAUUUAUAUCUAUUUUUAUGUAAGAGCUCAGUUAGAAUUAAUAAUUAAUAUGCCCUUGAACGCAAACUCUUUAAAUUGCUAAAAUAUUUAAUUCUCUCGAACGUUUCGGGUUUUCUGGAGUUUCUAGAGAAUGUACCUAUUGUAUUAUUUCAUUUGUGAUAUUUUGAUAGUUUUUAUUAAUUAAAGUUCUGUUACUAA